Notechis scutatus (mainland tiger snake) is the source of this 1186-nucleotide messenger RNA. Lineage: Eukaryota; Metazoa; Chordata; Lepidosauria; Squamata; Elapidae. The record is from RefSeq and is a predicted model, not a curated record.
UCCGGCUCGGGGGGGGCAGUCGGUGGGGCCGGGCCGGGCCGGGCCGGGGGCCCUGAGGCGGCGGCGGCGGCGGCGGCGAUGUUCGUGCAGGAGGAGAAGAUCUUCGCGGCGAAGGUGCUGCGGCUGCGCAUCUGCGCCCUGGACGGCGCCGAGUGGCUGGAGGAGGUGGCCGAGGACACGGCCAUCGAGCGCCUCAAGGAGCGCUGCCUCAAGCACUGCGUGCCAGGCAGCCUUGAAGACCCGAAAAGCGUGACGCACCACAAACUCAUCCACGCUGCUUCGGAGAAGGUGCUGAAUGACACCAAGACUGUCUCGGAGGAAAACAUUCAGGAUCGAGUCUUCCAGGCGGUGGCGGCCUUAAUGGAGAUGGGCUUUGAUGAGAAAGAAGUGGUGGACGCCCUCAGGGUUAACAACAACCAGCAAAACGCCGCAUGCGAGUGGCUGCUGGGCGAGCGGAAGCCGACCCCAGAAGAUUUAGACAAAGGGAUUGACCCUGCCAGUCCCCUUUUCCAAGCCAUCUUAGAAAACCCCGUGGUGCAACUGGGGCUGACAAACCCUAAAACUCUACUCGCUUUUGAAGACAUGCUUGAGAACCCCUUGAACAGCACGCAGUGGAUGAACGACCCUGAAACCGGGCCGGUUAUGUUACAGAUCUCCCGGAUCUUCCAGACGUUGAAUCGCACCUAGAGGGCUCCGGCUAUCUCCGCUGCGCCAUGUUGGGUUUUCCGCUUUGCUCCCACCCCGGAAGGAAGCCGAGGAGCUUUGGGAAGGCGGCGCCCGAAGUGUGUUUUCUUUUUGCCUUUUGAGUCUUUGGGUUGACGUGUUAACGGACUUUCGGUUUGGUCCCACUUCCGGCUUCUGCCCCGUGCCGUUUUUCUCUCUUUUAGAUGUAGUAGGAGACAGUGGGAUGAGAACAACGUCCCCUUUCCUUUCGAGUGUUUCUAUUUUUGAUUUUUAAAAAAAAGAAAAGAAAGAGAAUGAGAAAAUGAUCCAUCGUCGUAAACCGGCGUUUGCCAAUUGGGAAUCCAACCACUGGAAAAAAAUAAAAGACGGCUUCCUCCGUACGCGCAGAGCUCCAGGAAUGGCACGGGGUUCGUUUUUGCACGCAAGCUCUUCUUUCUCGGGACGUUUGGUUUCUCCUCUUAAGUUAUUUCUGUUGUAAAAUACAGAAGGGUUUUUAAACUGA